Molecule: messenger RNA, 2716 nt
Organism: Lineus longissimus
Lineage: Eukaryota; Metazoa; Nemertea; Pilidiophora; Heteronemertea; Lineidae
Product: THO complex subunit 1-like
Exons: 18
Coding region: 456-2423 (655 amino acids)
Biological process (GO): regulation of DNA-templated transcription elongation; mRNA export from nucleus; signal transduction
Cellular component (GO): THO complex part of transcription export complex
Molecular function (GO): protein binding
Source: RefSeq, a predicted model, not a curated record
AUUUCAGAUUAUUCACUCGGAUCGAGGUCACCCAUCCUACAGAAAACAAGUCACCGGACACAGGAAGCUUACGCCCCCAAAUCGAGCCCAUGACGAGUGAAUUGCCGUCAAGUACCAGCCUCUGUAAUGAGUGAAUGGAGGGGACUGGUGGAAGAGUCUAUGUUUGGGUUUAACGAAGUUGUGGUAUAUUUUAUCUGCAACAAAAAACUAUAAUGCGUUGUUAAGUAAAAUAUUGACCAUAUAUUUGUCAGAAUAACUGAGUAAUAUGAAUUAAAACAAAUAUUUGAUGUUAAUUUUUCAGUAAAUGGCUAUAUAUGGAUUGAAUUAACCUACGAUUAUUUUUUUGAUAUUUCCAACACUACAUUACAACCUGUACAACUGUACAAAAUACACUACGGUAGUACAUUUUGUAUAUAAAAUACAUUGGAAUACACAGAACUACACUCAACAUUGACAUGGCUUCCAAUGCUCUCUUCGAUUUUGAAGCUGUUCGGGAGGAAUUUUCUAAAUGCGUGAAAAAAUGUAAACCCUUUGACAAUCUUACUGAAAUAGAAAACUGCUUCAGUAACUCGGAUGGAAGUGAUUCUGAGAAGAAGACGGCUCUUGAUCAGUCAUUCAGAGAUGUGCUGCAUGGUCUUAUUAAAGAAAACAGUGAUUGUACUGUAUACAAAGGCCUGAUCAAUCAGGUUGUGUUGUGUGUGAAACAAGAAUUUUGUAAUGCCUCGACACCGUUCCUCAUCCUCUCAGAUAUUUUUGACUCUGUUACCUUGGACAAAUGCGAAGCCGUUUUCACCUAUGUGGAGGAGGGUGUUGCAGAAUGGAAGUCGGAGACUUUCUACACCGCUGGGAAGAAUUACUUGCUGAGAAUGUGCAAUGAUCUCCUUCGAAGGCUUUCCAAGUCACAGAACACUGUUUUCUGUGGACGAAUUCAGUUGUUCUUGGCAAGGUUGUUCCCCUUGUCUGAGAAGUCAGGUCUGAAUCUGAUGAGCCAGUUCAACUUAGAUAACAUCACGAAAUUUGACUUGAAAGAUGAUGAACAGUUCUUCAAGCCGGAAGAUGCAGAUAAGAGUAAAGAAGAGGGGAUGGAAAUUGAAGAAGGUGAAAUGGAAGAACAGCCUCCAAACUCUGUCCCAAUUGACUAUAACAUGUACAGAAAGUUCUGGUCACUACAGGAUUACUUCAGGACACCAGUCCAGUGCUAUGACAAGUUGGCUUGGAGGAAAUUCACCAGCAAUGCCAGCGACGUCCUGAGUGCAUUUGCCAGUUACAAACUUGACGAUAUCAGAUCUUCUAAGAAAAAGCUAGAACAUCUUCGCCAGACCAGAUCAGAAACAUACUUUGCUAAGUACCUGACAAGUUCAAAGCUUUUAGAUCUACAGUUGAGUGACAGCAACUUCAGACGAUAUGUCCUUGUUCAGUUCUUGAUACUCUUCCAGUAUCUCAAUGCUGCAGUCAAAUUUAAAAGUGCUGACCAUGUGUUAAACGAUGAACAGGCCAACUGGGUGAAGGAGACCCAGGCCAAGAUCAUGCAGUUGAUCAAAGAGACACCACCAGAUGGAGAUAAGUUUGCCAAGUACAUUGAGCAUGUAUUGAACCGAGAGGAGCAUUGGAAUAGCUGGAAGAAUGAUGGCUGUCCAAGUUAUGUCAGAGAGAUGCCACAGGAGGAAAACAAACCUAAAGUAUUCAGAAGAAAAAGAAGCAUGGGUGAUGACAUCAAGGCCAGCGGUGGAAAGAUCAUCAAAAUGGGAAACUCCGAGUUAACACGUCUGUGGAAUCUCUGUCCUGAUAAUCUGGAAGCCUGCAAGGCUGAUAAAAGAGUUUUCCAGCCAUCUUUGGAGGGAUUCUUCGAAGAUGUGAUUGAACAAACCAAUCCUGCCAAUCAAAUUGACAAUGAAUACAAGGACUACCUGAAACCUAACUGGCAGUGGGUUGCCCUGCGGCUUCUAUCAAAGAGAAGUCCACACUUUUUCUCUCCAACGAAUCAACCAGGAAAGACACUUGUGCAGUACUUGGAGAAUUUAUUGGGGCAAAUGGCAAAAGAGAUGCCAUCAGCAACUGAAGAUCAGAAGGUUGAUGAAGAGGAAGGAAUCAAGGAGGACCAAGGACAGGAUGAAGAGUUACAGGAAGAGCCAGUGAGAGACGAGAACACGGAUCUGUUAAGCUCUGAGCAGAUUCAGGCAUUGGCUGGUGAACUGGCUGAGGACUGGAGGAGACUCGCCGUCGAGUUGAACUUCUCUGAAGAAGACAUCGGAGCAUUUGAAAAUGAGGAAGAAGAGGAGAAGGCUAGAGCAGAGCAGAUGUUACUCUCCUGGCAGGUGAGUGCAGGUGAUGCGGCCACAUCAACUUCACUUCAUCAGUCAUUGAAAGAGAUUGGAUUGUCAGCCAUUGGAAACAGUGUAUUCGGGGCAGAUAAGGACAGUUGAGGGAGUUCAUGUGCAUUAUAAGUCAAGGAAAAAAACACUGCCAUAUUGUAAACUGUGCUCUGUGAAGUUAAUUUGGGAUGACAUGUGAUGCUGAUAGCCCCUACAAAAUCCUCAAGGCUGUGAGGUAUCAAUCUAUGGACAAGCCCAGAAUAUGGCCUAUUGAACAACAGAUCAGCAAUGCUGCUGCGAGUGUGACGUCUCACAUUUUGUAUAUUUGUGCAAAUUCUUGUAAAACAGAAGUCUGAAAGUACAAGUAGAAGUGUGUUUUUUAAUAAAAAUCUAGCAAACUUCAA